AAGCCAAGACCUAACAUCAGUCGGGUGGCAACUGUCGAGCAUGUGCGUGGUUCCUCGUGCUUGUUUAGUCGCGUCUUAAAUCGCACACAGAACACAAUUGCAUGUACACCCUAGUAUGUGAACAAACGACAGACAGUUCGCGAACAUGUGAUUUUGACAGAAAACAGAGUUCGUCAACGCUCGUUAUUACGUGCGUGAAAAGUGAAGUUUUUCCUGCCCGGAUAUAUCGUUACCCUGCAACAGCCUCGUUCGAGGGGGUGGAGAAUAAUGUUCUGAGCCGUGAGCCACGCACAUCAUGGUUGCUAAGCACUUCACGCAGGGCUCGAGCCCUGAGUUGGGUGUCCCGGAUAUGACAGUGAUCAGCGAUAUCGACGAAACGGGAAUCAAUCGAAACCUUCAAGUUCGAUAUGGAAGGGAUCAAAUAUAUACGUAUACCGGAUCCAUAUUGGUGGCUGUGAACCCCUACAAAGAAGUGGACUUCUACACGAACGAAUACGUGAAUCGAUACCAUGGCCAAAAAAUGGGUUCGUUGGAGCCACAUGUAUUUGCAUUGGCGGAAGCGGCGUAUAGAUCACUUCAGGAUACAGAGAGCAAUCAAUCCUGUGUGAUAUCUGGUGAAAGUGGCGCAGGCAAAACGGAAACCACAAAAUUCAUCUUACAGUAUCUUUGCUCUGUGACCAGUAAUGUCGAUACGUGGGUGGAACAACAAAUUUUGGAAGCGAACACUAUCCUCGAAGCUUUCGGAAACGCGAAGACAGUGAGGAAUGAUAAUAGCUCUCGGUUUGGCAAGUUCAUGCAAGUAUGCUUCGACAGCAAGUGGAUGAUCAAGGGAUGCAUUAUCCAAGAUUAUUUGCUCGAGCAGAGUCGCAUAACAUUUCAAAGCGCCGGCGAGAGAAAUUACCACGUGUUCUAUCAGCUGGUCGAGGCUGGGACUAGGGAUAAGGAAUUCGCCGAACAAUAUAAACUGAUGCCAGCCAGUCACUACAAAUAUUUGAAUCAGUCUGGCUGCGUGAAAAUCGAUGGAAUCUCCGAUUGCAAGAAGCUGGAUGCUCUUAGGCUUGCAUUUAAUGUACUACAGGUCGCGCCAGAAAUGUGCGAGGGUAUUUUCAGAGUCCUGUCUGCCAUUCUCUGGCUCGGAAAUUUAAACUUUGAAGAUGUGGAUGGUGAGAGAUGCGAGCUAACUAAAGAAGACCUUGACAUCGUUGGUACAGUUGCACCUUUGCUCGGACUUCAGGUUGAAGAUCUCACCAAGGUGGUUUUGAUACGACAGAUAAACGUCCGAGGAAAUAUCACCGAGAUACCAUUGAAAGUUCAAGAAGCCCGUGAAAAUAGACACGCUAUGGCGAAAGCAUUAUACUCGAGAACGUUUGCCUGGUUAAUCAAUCAUAUAAAUAAUUGUACAAACCCUGGCCAGGAUAGCUCAAGGUUUCUUGGUGUUUUGGAUAUAUUUGGCUUUGAGAACUUUGCCGUGAACAGUUUCGAGCAACUCUGUAUUAAUUAUACGAACGAGAAGCUGCACAAGUUUUUCAAUCACUACGUGUUCGCGCUGGAACAGGAACUAUACCGACAGGAAGAGAUCCAAUACUCCCAUAUCACCUUCACGGACAACACCAUGUGCCUGGAAUUAAUCGAGAAACCUCCACGAUGUGUUCUUAAAUUACUAACCGAACAGUGCCAUAUGCCGAAAGGUUCAGACCUAGCUUAUUUGACCAAUUUGCAUGCAGAAUUCGAGAACCAUCCGUGCUAUGUGAAAGGAGAUGAUCGACGAAAAUGGGAAAAAGAAUUUGGUGUAAAACAUUACGCAGGUUGCGUAACGUAUACGGUCGAGGGAUUUGUGGAUAAAAAUCGAGAUGUACAACAAGACGUGUUCUUCGAUUUCAUGUCUAGAAGUACAAAUGAAUUUGUGCAAGAAAUUACAGUUUAUCAAGAUCUCUUGGGAUGUACAGUAGCCCGUGCAAGCGGUGGAAAUGCGACUACUAUGUCUCGUGGAACUUCGAAAGGCAAACCAACGCUUUGCGAUUCCUUCAGGCAUCAGUUGCAAGCUUUGGUCGAUGUUCUUCAAGCUACUAUACCCUGGUAUGCCAGAUGUAUCAAACCUAAUAUGCAAAAGAUUGCAAAUCAUUAUGAUGAGAAAUUGGUUCUGGACCAGUUGAAAUAUUUAGGCAUGUUGGAUAUUAUUAGAAUCAGGAAAGAAGGUUUUCCUAUACAUAUGCCCUUCCAUGACUUUAUAGCAAGAUAUCGUUGUCUGGAAAAAGGACGUAUGUCGCGUACUUACAAUGAAAAAGAAUCUGUUAGAUCCUUGAUUAGUAGUCAAGGUAUACCAGAGACCGAAUGGCAAAUAGGCAAGACCAAAGUAUUUUUAAGAAGUUACGUACACGAACCUUUGGAAGACUGUAGAAAUCAAAUGGUUACUAGUAAUGCAAUAAUGAUUCAGAAAAUAUGGAGGGGUUAUACAGUUCGACGUGAAUAUAAACGCAUAAGAGAUGCUGCAUUGAAAGUGCAACAUGCAUACCGAGGCUGGAAAUUGAGAAUAAUGUUUAUUAGAAAACGAAGAGCAGCUAUUGUGAUACAAAGUCAUUUGCGUGGUGUAUUUGCAAGAGAAGUUGCAGCCGCUUUGAGAGAAAUGAGGCGGGUAGAUGAAGAAAUGAGAAAAAGAGAGAGAUUGGAAGAGGAGAGAAGAUUAAUGGAAGAUAAGAAAGCUUUGGAAGAAAGUCAAAGCGCGCAGUACAAUGGUAUUGUUGGAAUGGAACCCGGAAAAGCACAAGAAGAAAUUGCUGCAUUGUCGCAAAUGGCGGAGCAAAUGAAUUCUAAAAUGGCUGCAUCAGAUUUACAAUCUGUAGACUUAGACAAUCUAUUUUCAUUCUUGUCUGAUGUACAAUCAUCAAAAGGUAAUCAGAUCAUCGAAGAAAUUGGCGAACAAAUGGACGAAUUGGUAGAAGAUCUUGAUGUAGAAUUAGAAACUGUAAUUCAACAAGAAUUGGAAAUGAAUUCGAAAGCAGAAUCUAAAGCAAAUACUCCAAAUGGACAAGAAGUUACCUCACCAUUGCAACAACAAUCUCAAAGAAUACCUUGUUCAAAUACUGGCAAACUUGGUCAGCCGAGUCUUCCAGAACCUACUGAACCUCCUCCACCUCCACCACCUCCUACUACAUUAACAAUAAAUGGUGAUUCUUCUACUGAUAAUGGAGAGCCAAUUUAUGAGUCUGUGUUACCACGCGAAGAAAAUAGUCCUAGUAGUCCAAUUUUAAUUAAUGGAAAUUCUGGACCAUUGGUCAAUGGUGAAUCGUGUGGUUCACCUCCGCCAGUACCAAAUAACAAAAUCAUGAAAGAAUCAAUUGCUGGUAGUCCUCCAUCUAGACCAGGAUCUAGAAAUUCAAACAGUCAUCAUUUACAUCAUAAUCAUCACGAACCAAUACCUCAACAACAACAGAAUGGCCAUGAUCAACAACAACAACAAUCACAACAAUCUCAACAACCACCUGUAGAAAGAGAACAGAGACGCAAAUGUAGAGUAGAACGUAAACUUCAAGAAUUGGAAGACAAAAAAGAAUCUGAUAACGAAGUUACUUAUCAUGAUAUUGUAGAGUUUGCACAAAAUUAUUUCAAUAGUCAUGAACGAUCUCCAGAAGGUACGAUAAUGGCUACACUUACUAGAAAGUCACGUGGCAAGAGUGUAGAAUAUAUUCCCAAGUAUGAAAUGGUUACUUAUUAUAAAGGUUCUACUAUACCAAAUUCUCAUAUUCAUAUGUAUGAUCCUGAUAACGUUAAUGUAGCUUGUUCAGUCUUUAGAGACCUUUGUAAGUAUAUAAGAGGAGAAAUGAAACUAGAUCAAGAAAUUGCAACCAUUCAAAGCAUAAUUGGUUACGGUAUUGAACGUGAAGAAUUAAGAGAUGAAAUUUUCGUUCAAUGUAUGAGACAAGCAACUAAUAAUCCCAACCCAGAAUGGGCUGAACGAGUAUGGUUAUUGCUCUGUUUAGCUAUCGUUGCUUUCCAACCUAGUAAACUAUUGUACAAAUACUUUGUAUCUUUCUUACGAAAGAAUUUGGCUCUUGAAGGCAAACUUCGACAGUAUGUUCAAUGGUGUGUGGAUAAUUGUAAAAACAUGAAAGUUUCCUGUAGACAACAUCCACCAUCGACUGUAGAGAUUGCCGCUAUGAGACGAUUAGGCACUAUAGUUUGCCGAUUUUUCUUUUUGGAUGGAAGAACCAAAGCAAUUGAUGUACAUCCGACAGAUACUGCUGCCGAUGCUGUUGCCAAAUUAGGUGAAAAGUUAGGUCUUAGAUCUCUAGAAGGUUGGGCAAUUUAUCAAAGUAGACCAGAUGGAGAGGAACAUGUACGAGCACAUGAUUAUUUGUACGAUGUUAUAGCCGCUUGGGAAAUGAAACAAUGCAAACUAAACACAGCACAAUCAACCUUUUCAACGCUUCGUCGUGGAAAUAAUGCUACUUUAGGAAGUGGUGAUAAUCGAUUCGUUUUCAAACGAAGACUUUUCCGAAAUACCCGAGAAAUAUCUCAAGAUCCUGUCGAGGUUAAUAUGUUGUAUGCUCAAGCUGUAUAUAACGUUGUGAAGUGUGACGACUUUCCAGUAUCUGAAAAGGUUGCGCUCCAAUUAGCAGGCUUACAAGCGCAAGUCGCUUUGGGCGAUCCAAAAGAUAACGAUCGAUUAGAUUAUUAUAGCGAAGUUGAUAGUUUUUUGCCUUAUCGAAUCAGUCGAGCCCGUGGCGAUGAUGUUUGGGUGCCAAUAAUAGCGCAGGCACACAGACAGUAUGGCGCCGGUCGCAAAGAAUUGGCUGCCAAGGUGUUAUAUUUAUCUUGUGUAAUGCAAUACCCUCUCUACGGCACGACUAUGUUCAACGUUACUUAUCGAGGUUAUUGGUCUUAUGGCAAUCAAUUAAUCUUAGGUAUCAAUUGUGACGGAUUGAUGUUGAUUAAACCAGAUGACAAAUUCGUCUUAUCGGAAUAUCGUUAUCAGGACGUAGAAAGCAUCAUGUUAGAUCCGAGCGAUUCUUUCAUAACAUUGUCUCUUCUUCGACACAAUCCCGAUAGUUCUCAUAAGUGUUUUGUUUUUGAAACACCGCAGAAAAAUGAGAUAGGUAGUUUGAUCGUUAGUUACUGUCCUGCACUGGCAGGUUGGAUCACGGAAAAUGAGGUUCCUACUAAGAAACUCAAAUGUAUCACUAACGAAGAUCGUAUUAGACUUUAUCAUAAUUUAGUUAAUUGUCGGCGAACAUUAGUAGACGCGGAGAUACUAAGAAAACCUCAAGAUUCUGGUGGAGGAUUUCUGAGAAAUACUUUGCGAAGAUUAUCUAAACACCGAAUAGAAAAACUUAGACAAGAACAUGGUAGCGCAACUGAUCAUGGUGAAACUUAUAAAGGAUUUCCUUAUGCUUACUGGGCAUUUAGUAGACAAGCUAUACCUCAAAGUCUUUCGAAACUGCCAGAUCCUGAUGAGCAAAUGGGUCUCAGUGUAUUCCAAUUAAUUUUGACUUAUGCCGGGCUAGGGCAAAACGGAGACACUGUUCGUAGAGUAGAAGAUGAACACGUGAAUUUAAUACAAACCGUAAUGGAACGUUGUAUAAGAAAAGAAAAUUUGUUAGGUGAAUUGUAUCUUCAAUUGAUCAAACAAACUACGGAUCAUCCUGAUCCUAAUAGCCGCGUCAAUCUCAGGCAUUGGGCGUUACUUUCUUUGGCCUGCUCAGUUAUCUUACCCCCACAAAAAGUCGUUCGAAAAUAUCUGAUAGCACAUUUGAAACGAUGUGCUAGUGAUUACGUUACCGAAGAGGGGAAGUACGCCCGAUUUGCUGAAAAGUGCCUUUACAGAACGCAAGGCACAAGAAGAAGACAAUGGCCGCCAAGUAGGGAAGAGAUAAUGUGCACGAUUAAUCGCAGACCUAUUUACGCAAGAUUCCAUUUUAUGGACGGGCAGUAUCAUGCUGUUGAAUUUCAUCCAUCAGCCACUGCUAGAGAUGUGAUGGAGAUUAUCAAAACUAAAAUUGGUUUAGAAGAAACUGCCAUGGGAUAUGCCAUUUAUGAGGUCUUAGGUCCAACUGAACGAGCCCUUAUACCGGAAGAAAAAAUUGCUGAUGUAAUGUCAAAAUGGGAACGUUACAGAACGGCGAAUGCACAACAAAAUCAAACUCAGAGAAAACAUGCACAUCAUUUCUUCUUAUUUAAAAAACAUUUGUUCCUUGAUCAGUAUAUGAACCUUGAUGAUCCGGUGGAGAAAGAAUUGCUUUAUCAUCAAGUACUGCAUGAUUUACGUGCAGACAGAUUUCCUAUCACUGAAAAAGAAGCUAUGAUGUUAACAGCGUUACAAGCGCAAUUAGAACUUGGUGAUUGUGAAAAUGCUGUGUCUGAUUACGAUUAUCGUACUAUAUCAAGUCACUGCCUGCCUCCAAGACUGGUUCCAACAUUGUGUAUAGAAGGUGUACUUCAACAUCAUCAAUCGUUACGAGGAAUGACACCACCUGAAGCGAAGAAAGCUUUCUUAAAUUUAAUUCAGUCAUGGCCACUUCACAGAGCUACGAUAUUCGAUGUCAUGCAAUCAUUUACUUCAAACUGGCCACGUGUUUUAUGGUUGGCCGUUGAUCAACAAGGUCUUCAUCUUCUGGAACAUCGUUCCAGGAAUACUCUUUGUACCUACGAAUAUAGCAGUAUUCUAAGUUAUAGUCCAGCUGUUAGUUGUUUGAUGAUUAUCACUGGUACUGAUAAGAAGCAAAGCAAAGUUAUUCUUACGACAUCUCAGGCACAUCAAAUUGCGAAUCUAAUUCGCGAAUAUAUGGAUGUCCUUCAAUCACCACCGGAAAUACCAAAAAGAGAAUCGGCGAUAGCUCAACAAAUUACUCAACAACCGAUUCAACAACCGACAAAUCUUCCGGCUGCUACCGGUAGUCGUAAAUCUCGACCUGCUUCGGUAUUACACAGAGGUGCUCCAGUGAUACAAUCACAAGCUAGUUAAAAGAUUAGAUAACUUAUUAGAUAUAAUACUUCUCCUCAACCUCAUACUUUAUUCGUUACCUCGUUAAGGUAAAUUUCUCUUUUUAUCUUAUAUUUAUAAUAACUAUAUCUAACAUACAUUUAAUUUAAUGAUAAUCAUAAUUUUAAUUAAUUUUAACUUAUACUACUUAUUUUAUUUAUGUUAAAUUUUUUUAUAUACUUUUGAUAUUUUUGUGUUAAGUUAAAUUUUUUAUAAAACAUAAUAAUUGUAGAAUAAUUUCAGUAUCAGGUUGCAGUGAGAAAGUAUCUCUGUAAUUAAUAUUUUAUUGGCAAGGCCUAUCAGGCAAGGCGAUCAGGUCUCAUCGCAAUGAGACGGGUACUAGCCUAGAAAUACUUUUUUCUUCCAGUAUUUAUUCAAUUAGCUUAGAGCUCAAGAGACGUCGAAAGGAAAAUAUAGCUACUGCCAUUAAAAUAAUAGAUUAGCAAAUGGAUUGACAAAUAACUGCCAUUUUACGAUUUUAAAAAAACUAUUACGAAAAGCUGUCGGAGACUUCUAUUUCUAUUUUAUCCGUCAUUGUCGUUGUCUUUUUUACGAGCGAUUGUCAAUGUUUUUUAUAAAGUUUUUUGCAGGAUAUACAAUCACGAAGGACAAUUAUUAAAUCAAUCUUUAAACACUAAUCCAAUAUAAUAAUAUCAAUACUUUUGGCAUAUCAUUUUUUUGUAUCGUUCGAUGAAGGGUGAUUAUAAAAUUUUUGAUAUCAUUUUACUCGAAUGAUAUCAAAAACGACCAAUUAAUUAAUUUUCAAUUUUGUCUUUUUUAUUAAUCACUCCAUUCAACGAUACAAUUAUAUAAUAUAAUAAUACAGAAUCUUUGUGAUUCUGUCUGAUAUUGCAGUCGGCGUUUCAAAAUUUCAAGUGUUAACUUUACGCAAAAUUUAUAAUACGAUUAUAUAUAUUAUAUUUAGACACAAUAUUUCACGUAAAAUUUUACUCAACGUAUAGUAAAAAAAAUAUAAUAUAAAAAUAUAUAAAAAUAACAUUUUGGAAGAAGAUAGCAAAAGCAAAUUUCUUAAACUCGUAUUUUAUCGAAUAUAUUUGAAAAUGAAAGUUGAAUGAUAAUCUAUGCUUUUUUUAAUAGACAAUCUUUUCGUGCUAUCAUCCUUUUUCUCGUAAAAUUUAUAAUUAUGUGAAUGGUGAAAACAAGUAGUUCAAUUAAAAAAAAAAAAAAAAAAGAAACUAUCGUUUAUGUGAAAAUUUAAUGAAAACUCAUAAUUCCGACACGAUCGCAUUGAUCGAAAAAAUUGCCACGAAAUUGCGUCCAAAAAACUUUCUUUCUUUAAUCGUACUUUUCGCUCGAUAUUUUUGGUGUGUAAAUAUCAAACAAACAAACAAAAAAAAAAAUGUUUAAACUUAAAACAAUAAUAUUAGGUUCCAAUUAAAAUUCUCCAGUGUUCAGUGAUUAGAUUUCCAUAUAAAUUAGAUUUAAAGCUUACUUAUAUACAGAAAUGACAAUUAUCUAAUUGUAAUUUAACUCUUUCAAAUAUCAAUCUUUCAUAAUGUAGCAUGAAAUUCGUAAAAAAAUUGAAGCUCUUUCAAAUCUUUACACUGUUUACUUAAUGUAGAAAUGUCAUUAGUUUUUUUUUUUUUUGCUAAUAUUACAAUUUUAAUGAAAUUCUUCGAUAAUGUAAUUUACGAAAUCCAAUAUUAAAAAAUAUUAUAAGAAAGAAACACUUUUUAGAAGUACAGUCAGGAAAGGAUUAAUAUAAGAUUACACAGGAAAUUUUUUCUAAGAAUUUUUUCUCGAACACUGGAGUUGAUAAAAAAAAAAAAAUUCUGAGUUUAUUCGGACCAAGAUUUCGUCCCGAAAACUCGAACCAUUUUCAGAUCCUUAUUUAUGCAAAAAUAUUAAAAAAAAUUGUUUAAUAACAUAUAAUUAUGCAAAAAAAAACGGAACUAUAUUCCUUACAGUAAAUACUUUAUCUAAAAAUUGAUGAUAAAAUAUUGCAAUUGGAUUUUAUGUCUCGUAAAAUAUUUGAAAAACGUUAUAAAAUGCGUAUUUAAGGAUCGAUCAUAUAAAUCAUGGAGAUUCGAGAAUUCGUUGCGACGAAACGAAAUGUUAAUGUAUCCUCUAUGAUCUGUAUUUAUUCCAAUUUCCUUUCCGGGAGUUUGGCUAAGAUUCUACGAAUGCAGAGACAGACUGUGAUCCGCUUUGGGUGUCCUUAGUCUUCGAGAGCUGUUUAAUGAGUGAGAUUUCGAGUUAACUAAUUGAAAAACAGAAAAAAAAAAAAAAAAAAAAAAAAAAAUAAGAAAAAGAAUAGAAAAAAGGUGAGCACGUGUGCAUGUGUGUGAGAGAAAGAGAGAGCAGAACAUGUUUUGCGUGAACAUAAGAAAAAAAGAUGAUUUUGCGAUGCAUGCAUGAUAUUUAAGAGGAAAAAAAGAAAGAGGGAGAGAAAUACGCGAUCCCUUGUAUGUGUAGCUUAAAUAAAAUAAAUUAUUGGUUGAUGAUGUUA
This is a messenger RNA of Apis mellifera (honey bee), 9446 nucleotides long. RefSeq names its product myosin-I heavy chain (gene Myo81F). The record is from RefSeq and is a predicted model, not a curated record. Gene Ontology annotation, biological process: signal transduction. Gene Ontology annotation, molecular function: cytoskeletal motor activity; protein binding; ATP binding. The transcript is spliced from 16 exons. NCBI's taxonomy places the organism in Eukaryota, Metazoa, Arthropoda, Insecta, Hymenoptera, Apidae. The coding region runs from base 296 to 6958 and encodes 2220 amino acids. Gene Ontology annotation, cellular component: myosin complex; cytoskeleton.